GAGGUCUCUGUCUGCCAAAUUAUGGCCACUGAAGUCUGUCCUUCUGUCUGUCUGCCUUGUAUGUUUUAGGCGAUUGUGUCCGCAUUUGAAUACGCCUUUUGAGUAUUGAUGGGCUUAGCGAAGGAAUCUGGAUCCCGAACUGGGAACUGGUUUUCAAGUGGCCUGAAAGUUAGGUUAAGUGUUGUUGGGAUGACGAUGGCGGCGAUUCAGGUCAUUCUAGGAAAGUUGCCAACUUAAAAAAAAAAAAAAGAGGCAGGGCUUUUAUUAACCCAAGGCAGGGCAUCAUUGUGUUGUGUACUGUGUCGUUAAUCUGUAGUGCUACCAGUAUCGAGGAAGUGCCGUUUAGCAAACACACUUUAAUUUGAUCCAUAGCGAAGACCUACGGCGAAUUCGGAUGGCGCUACAGUCGGAGCAGGGGGGUUAGGGAUCACGCACCAGGACGCCGGCUACAGACUUACCCCAUGCAACGCACUGUCCCAAACCCUUCUACAGUAGCAUGAAGACCCAGCUGGUGAGUGCCAUACACCUACAAGAGGUCGAGCUGGAUGAUAUAGCGGGGGGCAACGAUCAAGCAGAUGACAAAAGCAAUAACAAUGAGGACCCGACCUACACGGUGGAGGAGGCGGUGGAGACCAUCGGCUUCGGUCGGUUCCACGUCCUGCUCUUCAUCAUCAUGGGCAGCGCCAACAUCGUGGAGGCCAUGGAGAUCAUGCUGCUAGCCGUGGUGUCUCCUGAGAUCCGCUGCGAGUGGCGUCUGGAGGACUGGCAGGUGGCGCUGGUCUCCACGAUGGUGUUCUUGGGGUUCAUGCUGUGCGGGGCCCUGAGUGGCUACGUGGCGGACCGCUACGGGCGAUGGAAGGUGGUCGUGGCGGGGUUCUUCUGGAGCGCCUACUUCUCCUUCCUCACCUCCUACGCUCCGUCCUACGGCUGGUUCAUCUUCCUGCGCAGCCUGGUGGGCUGUGGGGUGGCGGGGGUCUCCCAGGGGUUUGUGUUGAAGACAGAGUUCAUCCCCGCCCGGCACAGAACCUACCUGCUGCCGCUGGCAACCAUCUUCUGGAUGCUGGGCUCCAUGCUGAUCAUCGUGCUGGGCAUGACGGUGGUGCCCACCUACGGCUGGAGGUGGAUGAUCCGCCUCUCCGUGACCCCCAGCGUCGUGCUCCUCUUCCUGUUCUGGUUCAUCCCAGAGUCGGCUCGCUACAACGUGUCGGCGGGGAACACGCGCGCUGCCAUGGAAACGCUGGAGUGGAUCGCCAGGAUGAACCAUGCCGCCAUGCCCCCGGGAAGACUGGUGGAGAGCGCACAGACAGAGAGGGGGAGCUGGCGUAUCCUGUUGAGUCCGGCCUUCAGAAGGACGUCUCUGCUGCUGUGGUACACCUGGUUCGUGGCGUCCUUCUCGUACUACGGCUCGGUGCUGAGCAGCUCGGAGCUGCUGGAGAAGAACCUGCUGUGCAUCACGGACGCCGACGCGGAGCACCGCGUGAAGCACCGCCACGAGGAGGGCUCCGUUUGCUACUGCAUCCCCUUCGCCUUCAGCGACUACCAGACCCUGCUCAUCAGCUGCCUGGGGGAGGUCGCACUCGUCCCCCUCAACAUCUGUCUGCUGAAUGUGGUGGGCAGGAAGCUCAGUCUGGCUUUGCUGCAGUUCCUCUCCGCCAUCUUCUUCCUCCUGGUCAACAUCUGCACCACCAUGUUUGGCUUCACAGUGCUGCUCUUCCUGCUCAGGGCUCUGGUGUCCAUGAACUUUAACGUGGUCUACAUUUACACCGCUGAGGUGUACCCGACGGUGGCGCGCUCUCUGGGGAUGGGCUUCUGCACCUCCUUCAGCCGCAUCGGGGGCAUGAUCGCCCCCUUCAUCGCCCAGGUGCUGAUGUCUCGCUCCGUCAUGUACGCCAUGUGCCCGUUCGCCGUGGCCUCCAUCGUCUGCUCCUUGGGGAACUUCCUGUUGCCCAUAGAGACCAAGGGCCGAGCGCUGCUGCAAUCCUCCUGAAGAACACAACAACCCAGACACCGCAAGACACUCCUGUGAAUAAGAGAAAUAUUAGUUGUUUAACGCCGUUUGUUUAAUUGUCAUUAAUAAUUAAUUACAAAAACACACUCCUUUGCCCUUGUCUCUAAUUCAUUAUUCCUUUUUUUUUUUUUUUAUAUCCCCUCUGUGGGGAAAUUCACAAAACUUGAAGUAUUAAAAACUACAAUAUAAUUUAGGCGUUGUUCCGUGGUUGGUUGGUGAAGGCGUGGCGCUCAUCCACUGUAUAUUUAAGUCAUUCCUCCGCGGUGUCACACCCAUGGAUUAGCACGAGGCUCCCCCGCCCGGCCAGCCCUCUGGCAGGCAGAGGAAGCAGGCGAGCCUGGGGCUUAUGGGGCCUAAGACCACAGCAUUGUUCAAUGCUUGAUCCCGAUUGGUCCAUAUCUUUUUAAGGGUGUGCAGUAUUUCUCAAUACAGGUCACUUUUCACAAUUACAGUGACAAAUAGAUUUGUUACUCAUCAAACAUUAAAAACAAAGCACCUCAGAAGAAUAAUUCGAUUUCAGCCGAUUAAGUUGAUGGAACCCCAUUUUAAUAAAGAUAAAGUAAUUAUUCACAGUUGGUCACUUUAAUAUAAAUGGAAUAAACAACUCCGGUCUCUCAUGUUAUUAGAAAAUAUUGUACAAAGGGGGAAGUGAGGUUCCUUUUGCAUAUUUCUAUUUUUAUUAUUAACUGUCCCGUUCCUCUGGCUCACACUCAGCUCAAUUCAGACUAUUACUCAAACUUUUC
Messenger RNA from Gadus chalcogrammus (walleye pollock), 2751 nucleotides. It is a transcript of the gene svopl, whose product is annotated as SVOP-like. The record is from RefSeq and is a predicted model, not a curated record. Gene Ontology annotation, molecular function: transmembrane transporter activity. The coding region runs from base 497 to 1987 and encodes 496 amino acids. The transcript is spliced from 16 exons. Gene Ontology annotation, biological process: transmembrane transport. Gene Ontology annotation, cellular component: membrane. NCBI's taxonomy places the organism in Eukaryota, Metazoa, Chordata, Actinopteri, Gadiformes, Gadidae.